UUCUCACACUAUCUAGACUGUUAGGUCUCAUCAGGGAUGACUAACUCUAGCAAAGAAAAGAGAGUACUGUAAGGAUCUGGGUGAAAGGUUAGAAUAAUAACGUCAGACGACACACCACCAGGCGGAAUGUCCAUCCUCGUCCGAUUCUGAUGUCGUCCUUAUUUUCCAUUUGCUGGGAGUUCUGUCCUGAAAUACUGCAGUGCUUUAUUUCAAAACAUUUGUGAAUCUUUAAACCCAAGUUUAACCUAAUCGCGAAUUUAGGUAAGCCUGGACGCUAAAUUUUUCGACUGGUGCAAGGGUAAAGGUGGAGAGAAGACAUUCCGAACACAUCGAGCAGCUCUCACGGAACACAUCACUGCUUGUAAACUCUCGGUUUUUCGCCUAAUUCCGUGAUUUCGACAUGUCUUGGUGGACUGCCUACGUGGGGAGGACAUGCAGAUGACCUGGGCAGUUUGUGGGUGGCAUCAGAGGUCAAACUAGUGCGUCAAAGUGGCUCUGGCCACCGAUUCUUAUGAAGACUUAGAAUAUGAUGUCUUCUCAGAGGCAAAGCUUUGUCAGUGAGAGUGUUACAAACGGCCAGAGGAAAAGGUUUUCGUCAGGAUCACCGGAUUGCCCUCACCUCCAAAAGAAAAUUUGCCGACAGACAGACAUGAUGGAGAGUCAAAAGCUUGCAAAUUUUUCCGUAGCUCCUAAUGGUGUUAGUAAAAGUACAGUCCUUGGUAAGAAGCAAGGUACUGAGAAGAAGAUCUUGGCUAUUAAAAAUUUUAAAGUGCAUAACCAGCCAGCUGUUGACCAUAUUGCUGAAUCUUGGAGGUUUUUGAGGGAAGCUGUGGUUGCCAUUCAGGAAUCAAGAAAAUUAAGAGAUAACCUCACUCAAGAGGAUCUUUAUCGCUAUGUAGACAACCUCAUAACACAACGGCCUCCAGCGUUGCUAUAUGCUGACCUUAGAGAACUUACAGAGAAGCACAUUAAAUCACGAUUGAAUCAAUUUUUGAGUGGUACCAGUGAUCGCUUGACUUUCUUACGACAACUAAAUGACUGUUGGACACAUCACUGUCAUCAAAUGAAGAUGGUUUGUAACAUCUUCCUGGCUCUUGACAGAGGUUAUGUACUGCAGAAUGCUCAGGUUUCUUCCAUAUGGGACAUGGGUCUAGAAUUGUUCCGGCAACAUAUUUUAGAGGAAGUAGUAGUAGAAAAUAGAUGUGUUGAUGGUUUACUAAUGAUGAUAGAAAAAGAACGAUCAGGGGAGACUAUCGACAGAUCACUCGUCAAAUCCCUCCUUAGAAUGCUCUCUUCACUGCAAGUCUAUCACAAAGUUUUUGAAAACAAGUUUUUGAUGGCAACUGAACAACUUUACCUUCGUGAAGGUCAAAGACUCACACAGGAUCGUGAUGUUCCUCAGUACCUUCUUCAUGUUGACAAGAGACUCACAGAAGAGAAUAAUAGGGUCCUUCAUUACCUAGAUAUGUCGACAAAACGGCAGUUGAUAUAUUGUGUGGAAAAGCAGCUCCUAAGUGAACACAAAACCCUACUGCUGCAAAAAGGGCUUGACUCGCUCCUUGAUCAGAACCGUCGUCAUGACCUUUCUCUCUUGUAUAAUCUUUUUGCCCGUAUUAAAGGAGGCUUGGAGGAUCUUUGUACCCAUUUUAAUGCUUAUAUUAAGUCAUAUGGGAAAACAAUUGUAGUCAACCCUGAGAAAGACAAAGGAAUGGUACAGGAGCUUCUUGAUUUUAAGGACAAGAUGGAUGGUAUUGUUAGUGAAUGCUUCAACUCUUCUGAUAAGUUUGUUCUAGCUCUAAAAGAAGCCUUUGAACAUUUCAUAAAUCAGAGACUUAACAAACCAGCAGAAUUAAUAGCUAAGUUUGUAGAUGGUAAGCUGCGUGCUGGCAAUAAAGAAGCAACUGAAGAUGAACUUGAGCGGCUCCUAGACAAAAUUAUGGUUCUUUUUAGAUUUAUUCAUGGCAAGGAUGUGUUUGAAGCUUUUUACAAGAAAGACCUGGCCAAGCGUUUGCUAGUGGGCAAAUCUGCUAGUGUAGAUGCAGAGAAAAGCAUGCUGAGUAAGCUAAAGCAAGAAUGUGGCCCUGGAUUUACAAGCAAGUUGGAAGGCAUGUUUAAAGAUAUGGAGUUAUCCAAGGACAUAAUGCUGGCAUUUAAACAGAAUUCUCAGCUGGGCAGCACGGCCAUGGAGCUUAAUGUGAACAUUUUAACAAUGGGUUAUUGGCCAAAUUACCCAGUAAUGGAAGUGAGCAUGCCACCAGAGAUGGUUAAUUAUCAACAGAUCUUCACAAAAUUCUACCUAGCUAAACAUAGUAACAGAAAAUUGCAGUGGCAACCAACACUAGGCCACUGUGUUUUGAAAGCAGCAUUUACUCAGGGUGCUAAGGAACUCCAGGUAUCAUUGUUUCAAGCUCUUGUGCUACUACUGUUUAAUAAAGCAGACACAAUCUCAUUAGCAGAUAUUGCAACAGGAACAAAUAUUGAGGUAAGUUUACUGGAGAUUGGAAGUCUUUUAAUUUGCUGUCUAAUAAAAAAAUGCAAAUGGAAAUUACAUACUGUAUUGUGAAUGUAACAAUUGCUG
Cherax quadricarinatus is the source of this 2578-nucleotide messenger RNA. The record is from RefSeq and is a predicted model, not a curated record. NCBI's taxonomy places the organism in Eukaryota, Metazoa, Arthropoda, Malacostraca, Decapoda, Parastacidae.